Molecule: messenger RNA, 693 nt
Organism: Thlaspi arvense
Lineage: Eukaryota; Viridiplantae; Streptophyta; Magnoliopsida; Brassicales; Brassicaceae
Source: the annotation of a GenBank genome assembly
AUGACUAAAAUGAAGCAGCCAUCUACGUGGCAAUGGCUUUGGGCUAGCUUAGUUGAUUUAAAAGGCGACAUAUCAGGCUACUUAUCGAGCCACCCCCAGUCUCCAUUGAUGUCCCUUCAUCACUUUGACCAAAUAGAGCCUAUCUUCCCCUCCCUCGACCGCUUCCAAUCUGCAAAUCACCUCAUGAAAACGGCAAGAGUGGACCAGUCUCGCAUGCUCCAACAAACCAUUUGCUACCACCAGAAAACCGACUGGUCCUUCUCAAUCUCCUGGGGAUACUCCGCCCACAUCUACGAGAACAUCAUACCCAGAACCAUGUUGAAGAGACCCCUCGAGACUUUCGAGCCGUGGGUCAAUCGGAAAGAGCCACCCCAUUACUUGUUCAACACGCGAUGGCCUCCCUUCUCCGAUGACUGCAAUGCUCCUCAUGUUUUCUUCUUUGACUCCAUUGACACUUCCAAAACCGACCAAAUUGUUACCACCUAUGUUCGAUCCAAGCCAAGGGGUCUCGAAACUUGUUCUUCCAGUGGCAAUCACUCCGCCGAUCACAUCUCCAAGGUCCGGGUUUUCUCGCCUGCCACAAAGCUUCUUCGCGUUGAGAAAAGCGAAUGUUGUGACAUUGUAGAUACAGGUAGACGGGGUAUUGCUGAGAUCAAAUAUAGGGAUUGCAAGCAUGAUGAGAUAAUUGCUUAA